Molecule: messenger RNA, 1392 nt
Organism: Topomyia yanbarensis
Lineage: Eukaryota; Metazoa; Arthropoda; Insecta; Diptera; Culicidae
Product: caspase-7-like
Exons: 4
Coding region: 228-1277 (349 amino acids)
Biological process (GO): apoptotic process; proteolysis
Cellular component (GO): cytoplasm
Source: RefSeq, a predicted model, not a curated record
UCGACUAGCCGGUAUGGUGUCUGUCGUUGUGGAUUACUAGUACUGAAUCAUUCGUAGACGUCAAUAAAGUUCAGAUAUUCUCUAUACCGGAGGCCAGUGGUGAAUUUGUCAAGUGGCAAACAGUCUCGAUAAUAUUGAAAGUAGAACUAGAUUUGUUGUAGUUUCGUAACCGGCGUAGCCUUCACAGCAAGUUCAAGUGUGUUCAGCUGUAUCUGCCAUUGCAAAGCAUGCAGCAGGAUAAGAUAUUUCCGUUAUCUUUGAAUCAUAUUCACAUGGAUUUUAUCGAUGCUAGUCCGACUGGUAAUGAAAAUGAAAGCGAAACUAGAAGAACAGAGCAGGCAUCCGCUGGAAAGCAGUUUUCAAAAUUGAUCACAGAACCUGGACCGAUCCCGAGGCGAAAAGGUUCAGUCUACCUCGACACGCCACUGAAUCCUGAUUCAAAAUACUACUCAAUGAAUGGAGCUAAUCGUGGGAGAGUGAUGAUUUACAACCAGGUUCUUUUUGACAACGAGGAUUACCCGGAGAGAGUCGGUUCAGAUAAAGAUGUCGAGCGGCUGUUUAACACGUUGCAGCGACUUGGAUUCCGGAAGAAUGAUAUACACAUUUAUGAAGAUCAAAGCUUCACGGAGAUUCAACGGGACGCCAUUUUAUUGGCGGCUGAUCAGGACUUAGAACAAGCAGACUGUUUGAUCGUGGUAAUUUUAACCCACGGCGAGGAUGGAGAUUUUGUGAUGGCUCGAGAUAACAAGUAUCACUUGUACGAGUUCAUAGAGAAUUUCACUCCAACUGCGCUCAAGUCAAUGGCAGGAAAACCAAAAUUAUUCAUAGUUCAGGCUUGCCGUGGUACAAAGCAUGACAGAGGAGUGCAAAUGCGAGUCAAAACGCUACAGGUCGAUAGUAGUGGAAAGGACAUGGUCGAUUCGCUCGCGAAAACGUUCACCUAUCCGGAGUUUGCUGAUUUACUUGUGGUGAUGAGCUCUCAUCAUGCCGAAUGUAACAACAGCCCAAUCAUAAGGUUCAUCCAUUAUUUAUUAUCCUGUUGUUUAGGGCACUACUCUUUCCGUAACGAGAACGGAAGCUGGCUUAUCCAGGAACUUUGCAACGUCCUCGAGACGUGCGAUUUGGAAACGACGUCCAUUUAUGAUAUUCUAACCGAGACGAACGAUGCGGUUUCGAAGCGGAUCUCUUCCACUGACGGAUAUGGGGAUAAGAAGAAACAGAUACCUAGUUUCUAUUCGACGCUUACUAAGCGAUUGUUUUUCAAAUCUGCUAAAUAAUUGGAUACUACCAACACCCGAACAGAAAAACACAACGGUAUUGCAAUAAUUUUCAUUGUUAAAUUAUAAUGAAAGGAUCUAUAAUAGAAUUGGAAGUACUGAAUUAUUUCCAAUG